This is a messenger RNA of Striga hermonthica, 459 nucleotides long. The record is from the annotation of a GenBank genome assembly. Lineage: Eukaryota; Viridiplantae; Streptophyta; Magnoliopsida; Lamiales; Orobanchaceae.
AUGGCCACACUUCACAAAUUUAAGCUGCUGGCCACUCAGUGCGCGGUCGCCGGCAGCCCAACCAGAAGCCCGACCACCAGCCCCGUGAUCCACCUCCGCAGGAGAAGAAGGACCCUCAGGAUGCUGCUCGGCCGCGCGGGAGGGGGCGCCGGAAGAAGGCUUCCGCCGAGAUGCGACGGGGGAUCGCCGGAUCGUAGGCGGAGCUUCGAUGAGGUGAGGUCGCCGGAGAGGGGUAAGGAGUUGUCAGUCGGACACAAGCUGAGGGAUUUGUUCGUGUCCUCGCCGCCGGCUUUGGGGGAAGGAGUGUCGGAGAGCGGGAGGGGAUUUUCGCUGCCGACGGGCGGCGGCGAUGACCUACGGCGAGGCCGUGGACGGCCGAUGCGGCCGCUGUCGGCGACUUUGCGGCAGCGGUUGUUGAGGAGAGCUUGGCGGCCUGUUCUCGUCGCCAUACCUGAAUGA